UUCGUUGACGUGUUGUAAAUAUUUGAACAUUCUAUAAAAAUACACAAUUUGGUCUCACUAUUAUAAUGGCUUUUGCACCAGAAUUGAGAACUCAUGCACAACAAGUUUGCACUCUUUACAAAAUGGCUAUGAGAAAUCUAGAAGCCUAUUACGUAGAAAGACGUGUGGUUCGGUACCAUCAAGUGAUCCUUAGAAAACAAUUCGACGAUAACCGCUGCGUAUGCGAUCCAAAAGAGCAACGGCGACUACUGUGGAUCGGGCAACACGAGCUGUUCUUGAAGAAACAUCCCAUACCAUGUGCCAAGUUUCCUAAGUCUUUGGGGAUAGCAGCAGGCGUAGCACAUGGGCGCAUAUCGGAAUCUCCAGAUUGGGUUUUAGAUUACUGGCACCCGCUAGAAAAAGCUCAAUAUCCUGAAUACUUCAAGACUCGUGAGAAAAGGAAAUGUGAAUAUAUUGAAAAGUGGAAGUGUGGAAUAUUAUAUUAAUUCUGAUUAUAUAUAAUUAAAGAUAUUUAUUGAAGACCUAUUAAAGACA
Plodia interpunctella (Indianmeal moth) is the source of this 534-nucleotide messenger RNA. RefSeq names its product NADH dehydrogenase [ubiquinone] 1 beta subcomplex subunit 9-like. The coding region runs from base 66 to 485 and encodes 139 amino acids. The transcript is spliced from 3 exons. The record is from RefSeq and is a predicted model, not a curated record. NCBI's taxonomy places the organism in Eukaryota, Metazoa, Arthropoda, Insecta, Lepidoptera, Pyralidae. Gene Ontology annotation, biological process: mitochondrial electron transport, NADH to ubiquinone.